This is a messenger RNA of Desarmillaria tabescens, 2033 nucleotides long. Its product is annotated as cytochrome P450. Gene Ontology annotation, molecular function: oxidoreductase activity, acting on paired donors, with incorporation or reduction of molecular oxygen; iron ion binding; monooxygenase activity. Bases 340 to 1836 code for a protein of 498 amino acids. The record is from RefSeq and is a predicted model, not a curated record. The transcript has 15 exons. NCBI's taxonomy places the organism in Eukaryota, Fungi, Basidiomycota, Agaricomycetes, Agaricales, Physalacriaceae.
AUUUGAACGGUACUCGCGCCAAAUUUUUCUUAUCCCUCAUUCUCGGUCAUUAUCGCUCCAUAUAAAUAGGCGCUCCCUUUAUUCUCUAACUCAGAUCAUGUUUUGUAUGGAUAGGGAGCGUGGCUCCGCGUUUUCCUUACCUCCUCGCUCCGAUUUGGCCGUCCACUGUCGUAAUGAGGAAAACGGAUGAGAUGGGACCUCGCACAAUAUGAAAGGGUUUCAGAGGACUCGGAUCUACGUGGACCUUACCCACAUGGUUCUGUUUUAGCGUCAAGUUAGGAUCCGGACGCUUUCUCAAACGUAAACUUGUUCUUGCCAUGGUUUUCAAGCGCGUAUAAAAUGUUCGGUCCUCCCUCUCGGUCACAAGCAGGCAUACAACCCACUAGAAUGUUUAGCUCUAUCCGCACUCUUGAUAUUUCCAUUGUCCUUAUCGGUUUGAUUUUUGCUUGGCGCUUCUUUCGGCGUACUCGUCGUACUGCGCCAUUUCCUCCUGGACCCAGAGGACUCCCUCUUAUCGGGAAUCCUUCUCGACAUGCCGUCUCCAGAAAGAAUGGCUUACCUUCGCUAAAUGGGGGGAAAAAUAUGGCGACAUCGCAUCAGUUUCAAUUCUUGAUAAGAAAAGCUCUAUUUACUCGGAUAGGCCACUUGUCGCGAUGGGCUGGUGAGCUCGUCGGGUGGAAGCAUUCGCUAGGUCUUAUGCCUUAUGGUGCGCGUCUUCGGAACCAGCGUCGCCUAGCGCAUCAGCUAUUAGGAAAUAAUGCCGCUAUAAAACAGUUUCUGCCAAUGGUGGAGCUUGAGACACAUCGUUUUCUGAAGAGAAUCUCUGAUAAGCCUGAUGAGCUCCCUGCAUAUAUCCGGAAGACUGCAGGAGCCAUCAUUCUGCAGAUCUCGCAUGGAUACACUAUACAAGAAGAGAAUGAUCCGUUUGUUAAGCUAGCUGAAAAGAAUAUGGAUCAAUUUUCUCUCUCGAUGACUCCUGGUAGCUUUCUAGUCAAUCUUAUUCCAACCUUACGCCACGUCCCAGAAUGGCUUCCCGGAGCUGGAUUCAAGCGGACCGCUCGAGAGUGGGCGUCAACGCUAAGUGAUUUUGUGGAAAGGCCGCAUACUUAUGUAAAACAGCAAAUGGCUGCUGGAAACGCUCGUCCUUCUUUUACUUCGAGUCAGCUCGAAGGUGGAGUGAGUGCAGAGGACGAAUCUGAUAUCAAAUGGCUUGCAGGAUCUCUAUACGCCGGUGGGGCCGAUACUACCGUUUCAUCCAUUUAUGCUUUCUUCAAAGCCAUGGUUCUGUACCCUGAAGUUCAGGCCAAAGCACAAGCAGAGAUCGACGCCGUGAUUCGAGAACGCCUCCCGUAUGUCAAUGCUCUAGUUCUUGAAGUCACCCGAUGGCACAGCGUAGGACCAACAGGAAUUGCUCAUUGUGCAUCGGAGGAUGAUGUUCAAUUCGGUUAUUUUAUUCCCAAGGGUACCGUGAUCUUGGCGAACAUCUGGAAAAUGCUUCACGACCCUACGGUAUACAAUGAACCAUUCAAGUUCAAUCCAGACCGAUUUAUUCGAACGGACAACAAAGAAUCCGAACUCGAUCCCUACAAAAUAGCGUUUGGAUUUGGUCGUCGGAUUUGCCCUGGAAAGGUACUAGCAGACGCCUCUAUUUUCAUUUCCUGCGCUAUGGUGCUGGCGGUUUUCGACAUUUCAAAGUAUUCUGAAAACGGCAUUGUGUUCGAGCCCGACACCGAUCAUACAGCAGGGACUAUCAGCCAUCCCUCUCCGUUCAAGUGUACUAUCAAAGCUAGGAGCAGGAAGGCAUUGGAGCUUAUUGACGAGGAAAUAAUUGCAUGAGAAAUAAAGUAGUCACUCCGCCAACUCCUCAGAGAAUAUGCUCAGCAAAGUCAGUUUCUGCGCCUUUUUGUUGCAGAGGUGAAAUUAUCUUCACAUCUUGCGGCUAUUGCUUCUGAAAUUCACAACAUCUUGUCACUUCUUGUAAGCAUACAUACUAGCAACAAGCUCCGCUCGUGUACUCCAUCAAACAACAACAC